UGGAGGGACGUGUGUGUGGAGGUAUUUAAGCGCGAGAGCGUCUUGCUGGAUCAUUCUGGUCGUCACCAUGGAGCUGAAGAGAGUGCUGCUGGGGCUCAGCCUGUGUGCUCUGCUCAUCCCUACACAGGCUGCCAUCCCUAAAUGUUGUGUGACUGUCUCCAAGAACAUUUCUAACAAGAUGCUGAAGAGAGUGAAGCAUACGGCACAACAGGAUGAUGGAAUCUGCCAGAUCAAGGCUCUGAUCUUGUACCUGGACGGUAAGAAGGUCUGCGCUCCGCUGAGUGUGUGGAAGAGGCUGGUGGACGUCAGGAAGAAACGGAAGCCUCGCAAACAAAAAAAGAGGAGGAACUAGAGAGGAGAGCGGUCUCAGAACUUUGUUACUUAAACUUUCUUUAUACUGAACUUAUACUGUCUUUGUGGUGUUGUCAUUUAUACUGUCCUUCACCAUAAUAUGUUGGUAUUCCAAAUGGACGUGUAUGCAAUGUAGUCAACUGUUAUUGUGUUCACUCUGUACUAUGCAAAGAUACUUAUCAAACAAAUUGAAGUUGAUUAAAACAAAUGACAACGAAUGAAGGGGGUCCAGGACCAGAGUUGUGUCCUGCUAAUGUCAUUCUGUAACAGCAGCAAAUCAAAUAGGCUGAAGGAAUUAUUAUAAAAUAACAAGUUCAGGGGCUCACUAGCUUUUGGAGCCGAGGGCCGAGGCCUUACUGCAGGGGCCCUGGUUCGAUUCCAGACAGGGCCAUUUACUGCAUGUCAUUCCUUCUCCCUGCCUUUCUCCCUCUAACUGUCACUAUCCAAAAAAAGUUACAAUAACAAUCUCACUAUUGUC
Messenger RNA from Hypomesus transpacificus, 829 nucleotides. RefSeq names its product chemokine (C-C motif) ligand 27a (gene ccl27a). Gene Ontology annotation, cellular component: extracellular region. Gene Ontology annotation, molecular function: chemokine activity. NCBI's taxonomy places the organism in Eukaryota, Metazoa, Chordata, Actinopteri, Osmeriformes, Osmeridae. The coding region runs from base 68 to 352 and encodes 94 amino acids. Gene Ontology annotation, biological process: immune response. The transcript has 3 exons. The record is from RefSeq and is a predicted model, not a curated record.